AUGGACCCAAGCCGUGCAAAGACAACGCGAGCAAAGGGUCCGUCGGCCCGCCGGCUGACUCACCUGCUGACGAUUGGAAUGCUGGCACUCCAGCACACUGUUCCGCAAGCAGGCUUCCUGCAUGGCCUUGGCAGUGCGGCAGAGAUUCAGCCACAAAGGCACUUGGCUGCGCGCUGUCGAUCUGCAACUGGCGAUUCCCCGCAUUCCACGCGCCCAGAUGUCGUCCAGAGCACACGGGCUUGGCUACGGGAGUUCGUGGCAGGCGAGGGUCUUUGCCCGUGGGCACUGGCGUCUGAGGCGGUUAUCCUCCACAGCGGGCACGGCCCAGAUUCCUUGCAGCGAUGUGUGGCUGACGUCCUCAGUGCAGGCCGGCGCUUGCGGGCCUGGACGGAUGGGACGAAAGUGCCCACCACCCUCACCGUCUUCUCCCACGAGGACUUCUCGGGUCGGUCUGGGCUGAAGCAGUUCGGAAAGCUCUGGAGCGAGGUCGCCACGGCAGUGUCCAAGGAAGCACUGGAUCUGCUGGCCUUCCAUCCGCUUCGCGAAGACCAGGGGCCCGGCUGCCGCAGUAGUCCGCUAGAUCCAGGCCACUACACCACCCGCGCACCAUGGCCCACACUUCAGCUCCUUCGUAAGGAGGACCUGGAGCGAGCCCGGAAGGAGUGGAACGAGCGCAACAAGGAGUCGGGGCCAGGAGCGUACGGGCUCCUCCUCCGCAACAAGGCCCACCUCAGGGCCAUGGGCAAUGCGGAGCUUGCUGCGCGCUUUGCCAGCCUCCGUACUGGCGCAGACGAAGAGAAACGUUUCACUCCCACCGAAGUGUGGUUUCCCGAAGAUGAUGCGGAGGCCGCGAGGCGAGUGGUUGCCGUGUAUCAGGUCGCGGCGGGAACCAAGCAUUCCGUGGCGCUGACGACCACCGGCAGUGUCUUCACCUGGGGCCAUGGCGGCCAUGGGCGGCUUGGGCUGGGGCAGGCCAAGGUUCGUGGCCAGAAUUCCUACAGCGCAGAGUUCAGGCCAAGGCUGGUCACAGGCCUGCAGGGCGCAAAUGUCACCUACGUCGCCGCGGGUGAGGCCCACACCGCCGCCGUGGAUGAGCUUGGUGGCCUCUACACCUGGGGCCAGGGCGCUUUUGGGCGCUGCGGCCACGGAGUGGGCACCGACAUGCCAAGCCCCGCACGUGUCGAGAGCUUGUCCGGCGUCUCCAUGUCGCAGGUGGCACUGGGUUUGAUGCAUUCCGUGGCGAUGUCUGUCAAAGGGCAGCUCUACACGUGGGGGAAGGGCGCCGCCACUGGCUUCGAUGUUGGGGAAGUGAUCCCCACCCCACGGCAGGUGAAGCUCGAGUCACGUGAUCCCGUCUACCAGAUCGCUGCUGGACCCUUGCACACAGUGGUCCUCAUGCAGAAGGGCGACAUUCUUUGCUUUGGAUCUGGCACGGAGGGCCGCCUGCCCUUGAGGGACUACGAUGAAAGCCUCGUGGACUUUCCCUUGCCAACCAUCUUCAAGCCGCCAGAGUUGAAGUGGAAGGGCUGGGCGGCGGAGAAGUCGAUACAGGCCUCCCAGAGCCAAAACCGCGCAGCCUCCUGGUGGCCCUCCAGGAUGUGCUGCGGCUCUGGAAGCUCGGCGAUCCUGACAGGUACCGGAGAGGUGCCAGCGGGUGGCAUGCCCCACGAGAAUCUAUGGCUCUGGGGCACCAAAGAGAUCGCUGCUGUGGGCGACCGGACGGAUCUGGAAGCCAUGAUGGAAGAUGACGGGACCAUGCAGACGAUCGACAAGGGUGGAAACUGCUGGCUGCCGGUGCCUCUGAAGACUGGAGUCCGGAAUCGGACAGUCCGGAGCGUCGCCAUGGGCUACGAGCACUGCCUCAUCGUGACGGCAGACUCCCUGAUGUACUCCUGGGGCAAUGGCUCGAAAGGGCAGCUGGGCACUGGUUCUAUGAUGCCUGCCGACACCCCGCAGUUCAUCACUAGCCCAACCGACGUUCUCCACGUAGCGGCUGGAGAGGAGCACUCUGCCUGUCUCAUUGAAGGUGGUGCAUGCUUCACCUGGGGCCAUGCUGCCGGCGGCCGACUGGGCCUAGGCUCCUGCCUAAGCGACGGCGAGCAGCUCAUACCGAAGCGUGUGGUGAUUGCUGCCACGGAGCUCCGCGUCAUUCGCGGUGUGAACUGCGGGUCGCAGCAUUCCGCCCUCGUGACGCAGGAUGGCAAGCUCCUGACCUUCGGCACUGGCUGGUUCGGGAGACUUGGACACGGGGAUGUGAAGAACGAAUAUGUUCCGGCACUAGUGCCCAUGUCCAGCCACGUGAAGGAAGUCCACUGCGCCAUGUACCACACCUGCAUUGUUGACUCCAAGGAUCAGCUGUGGGUUUGCGGGAGGGACUCGUCUCUUUGCAGAGACGGUCAAAAACAUGUGCUGUCCCCGAUUCUCUUCGAGCCCUUUCAGCAAGAGGGAGAGGUCCGAUGUGUUCGCUCGCUUGCGGCUUGCGAGCAGCACACGCUCGUGGCAACUUAUCGCCAGGACAACCCAGAUGAUACCGAGCUCUGGGUUUGGGGUAAGAACGAUCGUGGCCAGCUAGGCUUGCCCAAUGCCUCGCCCGUCAUAGAUAUGUACUCCAAGGGACGAUUGCACAUUCCUGGCUACUUGUCAGUCUUUCCUGUUCCGAACGCCUUCGGACUUUCGUGUUCAGGAGAGUUUGGCCACAUCUCUCGCGACUGCCGGGCCCUCGGGAGGAAAUCUGCGGAGACUUCAAGCGAGGGCGGUGUGAUCGCGGAGAUUCAUGUCGCUUCCUCCAUGAAGGAGGCAGAAGCCGAUUGCUGA
Messenger RNA from Symbiodinium natans, 2814 nucleotides. The record is from the annotation of a GenBank genome assembly. Lineage: Eukaryota; Dinophyceae; Suessiales; Symbiodiniaceae.